AUCGAGCGACAGCAUCGCAUGAUAACCGAGGGAACAGCCCACAGCGAUGCUCUCGGACGUAUGAGGUUUUCAAAGACGCAAGAGCCGGACUGUUGGUCUCAAGCAGUGUCUCCGUGCAAGUGUUGAAAAUCGACUGCUUGCACAUCCUGCUGCGGCCUUGUUGGCCCCAACACAUCCUCUGUCGCCGGCCUGAUCCAGAGCUUCUUCCUCUGUCUCGUCGCCCGUUGUUUGUCGUUGGGUAUACUGAUUGGUCGUGGAGACUCAUCGCUGUCCAUCCGCCUGUUGGGUCUGCUGGCUUCGUUUCGCUCCAUCAAUCGCUACCAUGCGGAGACAACUGGUCGUCGGCCUCGGAAACUACACCUUCCCCAACACCAGGCACAGCGUCGGCAGCAUGGCCCUCGAUUAUUUGGUCGAAACCAUGAUCGGGCCGGGGGCUUGGACCUUUGACGGACGGCUCAACGGAUGGAUUGCCCACGGCCAACUCAAUGGACCGCAGACCGAAAGCUUCAAGAAGCUGCUGUCGGGGCCAUCGUUUCUGGAAGCACUGCGCUUGGAGCCGGCUUCGAUAGGAGAGGCCAAUGUUGUUUUCUACAAGGCCAAGACGCUGAUGAACAUCUCCGGUCCCUCGGUGAUGAAAGCCGCCCGAAGCCUAUCGGUUCCUCUUUCAGACAUGAUUGUUGUCCACGACGACCUCGAGCGGAAGCUCGGCCAGCUAUCGACCAAACUCUCGGGCAGCGCCAACGGACAUAAUGGAAUCCGGUCGAUCGCAGAUACAGCCAGGAGCCUUGAAUUCAAGCGCAUUCGUAUCGGCAUCGGACGGCCAGCGAACAAAGACCAGGAUGUGGCCCAAUAUGUGCUCUCGCCGUUUGCGCCUGACGAAAAGGUGGUGCUAGCCGACGACGUCUUUGCUCGCAAGCUCAAGUCGAUGCUUGUGGACCUGCUGUGGACCCGCAUGGGCGAGCAGGAAUCGCAAUGAGAAGCAGCCGGGCUUUGAUCAGCCACUCCCUCUUGACCGGGCCAAUCGUUGGCUCCGGUUGGGACAGCGCGCGGCC
Molecule: messenger RNA, 1052 nt
Organism: Polychytrium aggregatum
Lineage: Eukaryota; Fungi; Chytridiomycota; Chytridiomycetes; Polychytriales
Product: peptidyl-tRNA hydrolase
Exons: 6
Coding region: 323-976 (217 amino acids)
Molecular function (GO): peptidyl-tRNA hydrolase activity
Source: RefSeq, a predicted model, not a curated record